Ziziphus jujuba (common jujube) is the source of this 1540-nucleotide messenger RNA. RefSeq lists its product as uncharacterized. The record is from RefSeq and is a predicted model, not a curated record. The coding region runs from base 63 to 1043 and encodes 326 amino acids. Gene Ontology annotation, molecular function: methyltransferase activity. The transcript is spliced from 10 exons. NCBI's taxonomy places the organism in Eukaryota, Viridiplantae, Streptophyta, Magnoliopsida, Rosales, Rhamnaceae. Gene Ontology annotation, biological process: rRNA methylation.
GCUGAGAGACUGAGCUCUACUGCUCUACGAGUGUUUUGACUAAAGCAAUCGACCUCUGGCAAAUGGCAAUGGCGGUUUCGUUGCCUUCGAAUCUCUACCAAUUCCGAAUCAAUUUCACUCCGAACAUUGGCUCAUCUUCUCCUAAUCUUUCCCUCUUCAAUGUCUCCUCAACGCCGAGUAGAAAUCGACGGCCGUCUUCUACAAUCGUCUUAUCUUACAUAGGAGAAUCCGGAAAAGGAGCGGCGAGUGAGACCAAGAGAAAGUUGCUGGAGCAAUAUGGUCUUAACCCCGACGAAUUCUUAUCUGAAUCUUCUCCUAAGACUAGGAGGAGAAAGGAACGACAACAUACAAGAAAAGGCGCUCAAGUUCCAACUGAGGAACCAAAGCCGCCUAGAAUUACUCAUAAGUUGCUUCAGGUUCUUGGGGGAAAGGCUCGCAGAAAGAAAUUGCUCUCACCAAAGGGCAUGGAUGUACGUCCAAUGAUGGAAGUUGUGAAAGGUGCAGCCUUUGAUAUACUACAGGCAGCUGGUGGAUGUCCUGCAUCUUUAAGGCCUGGGCGUUGGUUAGACUUGUACAGUGGUACUGGAUCUGUUGGUAUUGAAGCUAUUAGUCGAGGAUGUUCAGAGGUACAUUUUGUUGAGAUGGAUCCAUGGGUUGUUUCAGAUGUUUUACGGCCAAACUUGGAAUGGACUGGGUUUGUCGAUGUUUCAGUCAUACAUCCUGUUCGUGUUGAAAUUUUCUUAGAACGUGCAGAGCAAUUUGUAGGUAAAGGUGGAGCAUUUGAUUAUAUUAGUGUUACACCUCCAUAUACUGCAGUGGACUAUGGAAUCCUGAUGAACGAAAUUGCAAAUUCAGCCUUAGUUGGAGAAGAUACCUUCAUUGUGGUGGAAUACCCACUGGGAACGGACAUGCUGGAUUCGUGUGGUUGCCUUAUUAAGGUAACUGAUCGACGGUUUGGCCGGACACAUUUGGCUAUCUAUGGACCAAAAUGGGCUGAGAAGAAGAGAAAGUCAGGAAACUCAACAGAAACGAUGCAAGUUUGAUCGAGGUCUAGAAGUGAAAGGUGGAGACUGUAACCUGAAUUACAAAAUAAAAAAAAAUCAGCGAAUAUCAAUUGCACAGUUUCAACUUUGCUAUGGGUAGGCAGAAGGGUAUUCACUCCUGUUCACUUUGGGUUAUACUGCUUCUCUGCUCUAACAGUUUCAUGGUGAGAGGCUUCAUCUUUAAUUUAUGCAUUCAGAUGAGAAACCAGCUUGAAGAAGAUGGAAUAAAAUCUCACUUUUCUUUAGGCAGAUUUUGCUUGAAGUGCAAGUAAUAUAAUUUGCAUACUGAAAAGUGCUACAUAAAUUAUAUAUCUUCUUCCCCUUAUAUAAUUUUGUGCUUAAAUCUUACCGUCAGUUUCUUUUUGAUGAGAUAUUUAUCAUCUUUGGCACUUGUAGUGAAACUCAUCAGCAGUCUCAAAAAAAUCAUUUAACCAAUUGAAUAUACCGUAGCAUUUGCACUUGCUCAUAUUUUAAUAAUGAAACCGUCGGUUUCUUUU